AGCUCAUGGCUCGUCUCACUGUUAAACGACGCCAGGCUCUUCGUGGUCCUGCCUAUAUGUUCUCUGCUCCGUCAUUCAGCCUGUCAGAGAUUGAGCAACGCUUCCUGGAGGCAGCUGAAUACGGCAACAUACCAGAAGUGCGGCGCAUGCUGCUCCAUGUGCCCAACUUGAAUGUCAAUGCUGUGGAUUACAUGGGCCAAAAUGCACUGCAGCUGGCUGUAGCCAACGAGCAUCUGGAGGUGACGGAGCUGCUGCUGGGAAGGGCAGAUUUGGCCAGAGUGGGUGAUGCCCUCCUGUUAGCCAUCAGUAAAGGUUAUGUUCGUAUCACUGAGGCCCUGUUGGGUCACCCUUCAUUUAGAGAUGCCCGUCGUCUGACAGCGAGCCCUGCUCAAGCAGACAUGUUGGAUGACUUCUAUGCUUACGAUGAGGAUGGGACGAGGUUUUCUCAUGAUGUGACUCCGGUGAUCCUUGCAGCACACUGCCAGGAAUAUGAAAUAGUGCACACACUGCUGAGUAAAGGGGCUCGCAUCGACCAUCCUCACGACUACUUCUGCGGCUGCGACUCCUGCAACUACCAGCAGCAAUUUGACUCCUUCAGCCACUCGCGAUCCAGGAUCAAUGCCUACAGAGGACUUGCCAGUCCUGCUUACCUCUGCCUGUCCAGUGAGGACCCAGUACUGGCAGCCCUGGAGCUCAGCAAUGAACUAGCCAUGCUGGCUAAUAUUGAAAAAGAAUUUAAGAACGACUACUGCCGUCUGUCGGGCCAGUGUAAGGACUAUAUGGUGGGCCUUCUGGAUCUGUGUCGCAGCACAGAGGAGGUGGAUGCCAUACUGAGUGGAGAAGGUGACUGCGAAGACAGCUAUGACCUACCAGGUCGCCCCUCCCUCAUGCGGCUCAAAUUAGCCAUCAAAUAUGAACUCAAAAAGUUUGUGGCUCAUCCUAACUGCCAGCAGCAGCUGCUGAGCAUCUGGUAUGAGAAUCUGCCCGGCCUGAGGCAACAGACCACUGGGAUCAAACUGCUGGUGGUCCUGGCAGUGGUGAUAGGACUGCCAGGAUUGGCUCUGGCUUACUGGAUUGCUCCGUGCAGCAGAGUGGGGAAAGUGAUGCGCAGCCCCUUCAUGAAGUUUGUGGCUCAUGCCUCGUCCUUCACAAUUUUCCUGUGUCUUCUCAUCUUGAAUGCUGCUGACCGCUUUGCAGGCACUACCCUCUUGCCAAACAUGACCCACCAUCACCACCCAGCAGGAUCCCACAUCACCUCUGACCCACUGCUUCUCUACCGCAUGACCACAACACCCUUCACAUGGAUGGAGAUCCUCAUAAUUUCAUGGGUCAUAGGUAUGAUCUGGGCUGAAGUGAAGGAGAUCUGGAUCCAAGGACCGGGGGAAUACCUGGUGGAACCAUGGAACUUCUUGGACUUUGGGAUGCUGGCGAUCUUCCUUGCCUCCUUCAGCUGCCGCUUUUCUGCUCUGAGACACGCUAACCUAGCCCAGACCUAUGUGCAUAUGCACUACACAACGCUGCUUAAUAUCACACUGCCCCCUGAGAUACACUACUUUACACUAGCACGUAUCUACUGGGUGCCGUCAGAUCCCCAGCUGGUUUCAGAGGGCCUGUACGCCGUUGCAGUGGUGCUGAGCUUUUCUCGGAUUGCUUACAUCCUCCCAGCCAACGAGAGCUUUGGUCCACUGCAGAUCUCCUUAGGGAGGACAGUCAAGGAUAUCUUCAAGUUCAUGGUCAUCUUCAUCUUGGUCUUUCUGGCAUUCAUGAUUGGCAUGUUCAACCUGUACUCUUACUACCUGGGGGCGAAGCAGAAUGAUGCCUUCACCACCCUGGAGGAGAGCUUCAAAACACUGUUCUGGGCUAUAUUUGGACUGUCUGAGGUCAAAUCUGUCAUCAUCAACAACGGACACAAAUUCAUCGAGAACAUCGGUUACGUGCUGUAUGGUAUUUACAAUGUUACCAUGGUGAUAGUGCUGCUCAACAUGCUCAUCGCCAUGAUUAACAGUUCCUUCCAGGAGAUUGAGGAUGAUGCUGAUGUUGAGUGGAAGUUUGCUCGGGCUAAACUCUGGUUCUCCUACUUUGAGGAGGGAAGGACACUCCCUGUGCCCUUUAACCUGGUCCCCAGUCCAAAGUCUAUGCUGAGACUGGUCACAGGUAUCAGGUCCCUGAUCCUGCAGUACGUGGUCGGACGCAAUAAGCAGAAAACCGAGACACAACUCAAUCAGCUUGGAGCAGACAAGAAUUUAGGAUAUGGUGGUUCUACCAGCCCAAGCAGAUAUCAGAAGAUCAUGAAGCAACUGAUAAAGCGUUACAUCAUCAAAGCCCAAGCAGACAGAGAGAGUGACGAGAUCACAGAAGGUGAGCUGAAAGAGAUCAAGCAGGACAUCUCCAGUCUGCGAUAUGAGCUGCUAGAGGAGAAAUCACAGAACAUGGAGACACUGGACGGACUCCUGAGGCGGCUGGGAGAAAUCAAUACAGCUUUAUAAUAGCACUGCCUGUUGCUGUGACUUGUACAUAACACUGUACAUCCCAAAAAGUUUUACGUGCCUGUUCACCACCACUGAAUGUAGAUACUCUAAUAAUGACAAAACUUGAUAUGCUAAAAUAAAACUGUAUGUAUGUAAGUCCAUGAAUAAUAACCCACUUAUCUAAAUAGCAUCAAAGUGAAGAUAACUGGAUCAUUUUGGU
Messenger RNA from Monopterus albus (swamp eel), 2688 nucleotides. RefSeq names its product transient receptor potential cation channel, subfamily C, member 6a (gene trpc6a). The record is from RefSeq and is a predicted model, not a curated record. Lineage: Eukaryota; Metazoa; Chordata; Actinopteri; Synbranchiformes; Synbranchidae. Gene Ontology annotation, biological process: calcium ion transmembrane transport; regulation of cytosolic calcium ion concentration; single fertilization. Gene Ontology annotation, cellular component: plasma membrane; cation channel complex. Gene Ontology annotation, molecular function: protein binding; store-operated calcium channel activity; inositol 1,4,5 trisphosphate binding. The transcript has 13 exons. The coding region runs from base 6 to 2486 and encodes 826 amino acids.